Messenger RNA from Talpa occidentalis (Iberian mole), 12543 nucleotides. RefSeq names its product transformation/transcription domain associated protein (gene TRRAP). Gene Ontology annotation, biological process: DNA repair; regulation of DNA-templated transcription. Gene Ontology annotation, cellular component: SAGA complex; NuA4 histone acetyltransferase complex; nucleus. Gene Ontology annotation, molecular function: protein binding; transcription coregulator activity. Lineage: Eukaryota; Metazoa; Chordata; Mammalia; Eulipotyphla; Talpidae. The record is from RefSeq and is a predicted model, not a curated record.
UUUAAGCGGGGGCGGGACUACGCGCCGCGGCCGCGUCGUGGGUGUCCCCCGGGUUCGUGGGCUCGGGCGCCAGGGUCCCGCCGCCAACGUCGGAACUUGGUGGACUCAUGGACCUGAAACUUUUCUCUUGAGAAGCAAACUAGCCCCUCCAAAAAAAUGGCUUUUGUUGCAACACAAGGGGCCACGGUGGUUGACCAAACCACUCUUAUGAAAAAAUACCUGCAGUUUGUGGCAGCUCUCACAGAUGUAAAUACACCUGAUGAAACAAAGUUAAAAAUGAUGCAAGAAGUUAGUGAAAAUUUUGAGAAUGUGACAUCAUCUCCUCAAUAUUCUACAUUCCUGGAACAUAUUAUCCCUCGAUUUCUUACAUUUCUUCAAGAUGGAGAAGUUCAGUUUCUUCAGGAAAAACCAGCCCAGCAACUACGGAAGCUAGUCCUUGAAAUAAUUCAUAGAAUACCAACCAAUGAACAUCUUCGUCCUCAUACAAAAAAUGUUUUGUCUGUGAUGUUUCGCUUUUUGGAGACGGAAAAUGAAGAAAAUGUUCUUAUUUGUCUAAGAAUAAUUAUUGAGCUACACAAACAGUUCAGGCCACCCAUCACACAAGAAAUUCAUCAUUUUUUGGAUUUUGUUAAGCAGAUUUACAAGGAGCUUCCAAAAGUGGUGAAUCGCUACUUUGAGAACCCUCAGGUGAUCCCAGAGAACACCGUCCCUCCCCCAGAAAUGGUGGGUAUGAUCACAACAAUUGCUGUGAAAGUAAAUCCUGAGCGUGAGGACAGUGAGACAAGAACACAUUCCAUCAUCCCAAGAGGAUCUCUUUCUCUCAAAGUGUUGGCAGAAUUGCCCAUUAUUGUUGUUUUAAUGUAUCAGCUCUACAAACUGAAUAUCCACAAUGUUGUUGCUGAGUUUGUGCCCUUGAUCAUGAAUACCAUUGCCAUUCAGGUAUCUGCACAAGCCAGGCAACAUAAACUUUACAACAAGGAAUUGUAUGCUGAUUUCAUUGCUGCCCAGAUUAAAACAUUGUCGUUUUUAGCUUAUAUCAUCAGAAUUUAUCAGGAUUUGGUGACUAAGUACUCUCAGCAGAUGGUAAAAGGAAUGUUGCAGCUACUGUCAAAUUGUCCAGCAGAGACUGCACACCUGAGAAAGGAGCUUCUGAUUGCUGCAAAGCACAUCCUCACAACAGAGCUAAGAAACCAAUUCAUUCCUUGCAUGGACAAGCUAUUUGACGAAUCCAUACUAAUUGGUUCAGGAUAUACUGCUCGAGAGACUCUCAGGCCCCUUGCCUACAGCACCCUGGCUGACCUUGUACACCACGUCCGUCAACAUCUGCCUCUCAGUGACCUUUCCCUCGCUGUCCAGCUCUUUGCCAAGAAUAUUGAUGACGAAUCCCUGCCCAGCAGCAUCCAGACCAUGUCCUGUAAGCUCCUGUUGAACCUGGUGGACUGUAUCCGCUCCAAGAGUGAGCAGGAGAGUGGCAACGGGAGAGAUGUACUGAUGCGGAUGUUGGAGGUUUUUGUUCUCAAAUUCCAUACCAUUGCUCGAUAUCAACUCUCUGCCAUUUUUAAGAAGUGCAAGCCACAGUCAGAACUUGGAGCUGUGGAAGCAGCUCUGCCAGGGGUGCCCACUGCCCCUGCUGCUCCAGGCCCUGCUCCCUCACCUGCUCCAGUGCCCACUCCAGCACCACCCCCACCCCCUCCCCCUACACCUGCCACCCCUGUGACACCAGCCCCUGUGCCUCCCUUCGAGAAGCAAGGAGAAAAGGAUAAGGAAGACAAGCAGACAUUCCAAGUCACAGAUUGCCGAAGUUUGGUAAAAACCUUGGUCUGUGGUGUGAAGACCAUCACGUGGGGCAUAACAUCUUGUAAAGCACCUGGUGAAUCUCAGUUCAUUCCCAACAAGCAGUUACAGCCCAAAGAGACUCAGAUUUACAUAAAACUUGUGAAAUAUGCAAUGCAGGCUUUAGAUAUUUAUCAGGUCCAGAUAGCAGGAAAUGGACAAACAUACAUUCGAGUAGCAAACUGCCAGACUGUUAGAAUGAAGGAAGAAAAGGAGGUAUUGGAACACUUUGCUGGUGUGUUCACAAUGAUGAAUCCCUUAACAUUUAAAGAAAUCUUCCAAACGACAGUCCCUUACAUGGUGGAACGAAUCUCAAAAAAUUAUGCUCUUCAGAUUGUUGCCAAUUCCUUCUUGGCAAAUCCUACUACCUCUGCCCUGUUUGCCACAAUUCUGGUGGAAUAUCUUCUUGACCGCCUGCCUGAAAUGGGUUCCAAUGUGGAGCUCUCCAACCUGUACCUCAAGCUGUUUAAGUUGGUCUUUGGCUCAGUCUCCCUCUUUGCAGCUGAAAAUGAACAAAUGCUGAAGCCUCACCUGCACAAGAUUGUCAACAGCUCAAUGGAGCUUGCACAGACUGCCAAGGAGCCCUAUAACUACUUCCUGCUGCUUCGGGCCCUGUUCCGCUCCAUUGGGGGAGGUAGCCAUGAUCUCCUGUAUCAGGAAUUUUUGCCUCUAUUACCGAACCUCCUACAAGGGCUGAACAUGUUACAAAGUGGCCUGCAUAAGCAGCACAUGAAGGACCUCUUCGUGGAGCUGUGUCUGACAGUGCCCGUACGGCUGAGCUCUCUCUUGCCCUAUCUGCCCAUGUUAAUGGAUCCUUUGGUGUCUGCUCUUAAUGGGUCUCAGACAUUGGUGAGCCAAGGCCUGAGGACUCUGGAGUUGUGUGUAGAUAAUCUACAGCCGGAUUUUCUCUACGACCACAUUCAACCUGUGCGCGCAGAACUCAUGCAGGCUUUAUGGCGCACUUUGCGGAAUCCUGCUGAUAGCAUUUCUCAUGUGGCCUAUCGUGUACUGGGUAAAUUUGGUGGCAGUAAUAGGAAGAUGUUAAAGGAAUCCCAGAAGCUGCACUAUGUUGUGACUGAAGUUCAAGGCCCCAGUAUUACAGUGGAAUUUUCUGAUUGUAAAGCAUCUCUUCAGCUUCCAAUGGAGAAGGCCAUUGAAACUGCUCUGGACUGCCUGAAAAGUGCCAACACUGAGCCCUACUACCGGAGGCAGGCGUGGGAAGUGAUCAAGUGCUUCCUGGUGGCAAUGAUGAGUCUGGAAGACAAUAAACACGCUCUUUACCAGCUCCUUGCACACCCCAACUUUACAGAAAAGACUAUACCUAAUGUCAUCAUAUCACAUCGCUACAAAGCCCAAGACACCCCAGCCCGGAAGACGUUUGAGCAGGCUCUGACUGGGGCUUUCAUGUCUGCUGUCAUUAAAGACCUCCGGCCCAGUGCCCUGCCCUUUGUGGCCAGCUUGAUUCGCCACUACACCAUGGUGGCAGUUGCCCAACAGUGUGGUCCUUUCUUGCUGCCCUGCUAUCAGGUGGGCAGCCAGCCCAGCACAGCCAUGUUUCACAGUGAAGAAAAUGGGUCGAAAGGAAUGGAUCCUUUGGUUCUUAUUGAUGCAAUAGCUAUUUGUAUGGCAUAUGAAGAAAAGGAACUUUGUAAGAUUGAGGUGGCCCUAGCUGUGAUAUUUGAUGUUGCCAGUAUCAUUCUGGGCUCAAGGAGAGGGUAAGGAUUGAGGAGGGCAUGCCAACUCCCUCUGUUUUCUUACAUUGUGGAACGCUUGUGUGCCUGUUGUUAUGAACCCUGGUAUGCAAAGCUGGGUGGUGUGGUGUCCAUUAAGUUCCUCAUGGAGCGACUGCCUCUCACUUGGGUUCUCCAGAACCAGCAGACAUUCCUCAAAGCACUUCUUUUUGUCAUGAUGGACUUAACAGGAGAGGUCUCCAAUGGGGCAGUCGCCAUGGCAAAGACCACCCUGGAGCAGUUGUUGAUGAGGUGUGCGACACCUUUAAAAGAUGAGGAGAGAGUCGAUGAAAUCGUGGCCGCUCAGGAGAAGUCUUUUCACCAUGUGACACAUGACUUGGUUCGAGAAGUCACCUCUCCAAACUCUACUGUGAGAAAACAGGCUAUGCAUUCCCUGCAGGUAUGCCAGGUCACUGGAAAAAGUGUGACAGUGAUUAUGGAACCCCAUAAAGAGGUCCUCCAGGAUAUGGUCCCACCUAAGAAGCAUCUGCUGAGACACCAGCCUGCCAAUGCACAGAUUGGCCUCAUGGAGGGGAACACAUUCUGUACCACAUUGCAGCCCAGACUUUUCACAAUGGAUCUUAACGUGGUGGAGCAUAAGGUGUUCUACACAGAGCUGUUGAAUUUGUGUGAGGCUGAAGAUUCAGCUUUAACUAAGCUGCCCUGUUAUAAAAGCUUGCCGUCACUUGUCCCUUUACGAAUUGCAGCAUUAAAUGCACUUGCUGCCUGCAAUUACCUUCCUCAGUCUAGAGAGAAGAUCAUUGCUGCGUUGUUCAAGGCCCUUAAUUCCACGAAUAGUGAACUCCAGGAGGCUGGAGAAGCCUGUAUGAGAAAGUUUUUAGAAGGUGCUACCAUAGAAGUAGAUCAAAUCCACACACAUAUGCGACCUUUGUUGAUGAUGCUGGGGGAUUAUCGGAGCUUGACGCUGAACGUUGUAAACCGUCUGACUUCAGUCACCAGGCUCUUCCCAAAUUCCUUCAAUGAUAAAUUUUGUGACCAGAUGAUGCAACAUCUGCGAAAGUGGAUGGAAGUGGUGGUCCUCACCCAUAAAGGGGGCCAGAGGAGCGACGGAAACGAAAUGAAAAUUUGUUCAGCAAUUAUAAACCUUUUUCAUCUGAUCCCAGCUGCACCUCAAACUCUGGUCAAGCCUUUGUUAGAGGUUGUGAUGAAAACAGAACGGGCUAUGUUGAUUGAGGCCGGCAGUCCAUUCAGAGAGCCUCUGAUCAAGUUCUUGACUCGGCACCCUUCUCAGACAGUAGAGCUGUUCAUGAUGGAAGCAACACUGAAUGAUCCCCAGUGGAGCCGAAUGUUUAUGAGCUUUUUAAAACACAAAGAUGCCAGACCUCUGCGUGAUGUGCUGGCAGCUAACCCUAACAGGUUCAUCACCCUGCUGCUGCCUGGUGGCACCCAGACAGCCGUGCGACCUGGCUCGCCCAGCACCAGCACUAUGCGUCUGGAUCUUCAGUUUCAAGCCAUCAAGAUCAUAAGUAUUAUAGUUAAAAAUGAUGACUCCUGGCUGGCCAAUCAACAUUCUCUGGUGAGCCAGUUGAGACGAGUGUGGAUUAGUGAAACCUUUCAAGAAAGACACCGGAAGGAGAACAUGGCUGCCACAAACUGGAAGGAGCCCAAGCUGCUGGCCUACUGUCUGCUGAAUUAUUGCAAAAGAAAUUAUGGAGAUAUAGAAUUGUUGUUUCAACUGCUCCGAGCCUUUACUGGUCGCUUUUUAUGCAACAUGACAUUCCUGAAAGAGUAUAUGGAGGAAGAGAUUCCCAAAAAUUACAGCAUUUCUCAAAAGCGUGCGCUGUUUUUCCGCUUUGUAGACUUCAAUGACCCCAACUUCGGAGAUGAACUGAAAGCUAAGGUUCUGCAGCAUAUCUUGAAUCCUGCUUUCUUAUAUAGCUUUGAGAAAGGGGAAGGAGAGCAGCUCUUAGGACCUCCCAAUCCAGAAGGCGAUAACCCAGAAAGCAUCACCAGUGUGUUUAUAACCAAGGUCCUUGACCCAGAGAAACAAGCAGACAUGCUGGACUCCCUGAGGAUCUACCUCCUGCAGUAUGCCACGCUGCUGGUGGAGCACGCCCCCCACCACAUCCAUGACAACAACAAGAAUCGCAACAGCAAGUUGCGCCGCCUGAUGACCUUUGCAUGGCCCUGCCUGCUCUCCAAGGCCUGCGUUGAUCCAGCCUGCAAAUAUAGUGGACACUUACUUUUGGCACACAUUAUUGCCAAAUUUGCAAUACAUAAGAAAAUUGUCCUUCAGGUUUUUCACAGUCUUCUCAAGGCCCAUGCAAUGGAAGCUCGAGCAAUCGUCAGACAAGCAAUGGCCAUUUUGACUCCAGCAGUGCCAGCCAGAAUGGAGGAUGGACACCAGAUGCUGACGCACUGGACCAGAAAGAUCAUUGUGGAGGAGGGACACACAGUCCCUCAGCUGGUGCAUAUUUUGCAUUUGAUAGUACAGCAUUUUAAGGUAUACUAUCCAGUGCGUCACCACUUGGUGCAGCACAUGGUCAGCGCCAUGCAGAGGUUAGGCUUCACACCUAGUGUCACUAUCGAGCAGAGAAGGCUCGCCGUGGACCUAUCUGAAGUUGUCAUCAAAUGGGAACUGCAAAGGAUCAAAGACCAGCAGCCGGAUUCAGAUAUGGACCCUAAUUCAAGUGGAGAAGGAGUCAACUCUGUCUCAUCUUCCAUUAAGAGAGGCCUGUCAGUAGAUUCCGCCCAGGAAGUAAAACGCUUUCGGACAGCCACAGGAGCCAUCAGUGCGGUGUUUGGGAGGAGCCAAUCUCUGCCUGGAGCGGAUUCCCUUCUUGCCAAGCCCAUUGAUAAGCAGCAUACAGACACUGUGGUGAACUUCCUCAUACGUGUGGCUUGUCAGGUUAAUGACAACACCAAUACUGCGGGGUCUCCCGGAGAAGUGCUCUCCCGCCGGUGUGUGACUCUUCUGAAGACUGCCUUGAGACCAGACAUGUGGUCCAAGUCAGAGCUCAAGCUGCAGUGGUUUGACAAGCUGCUGAUGAGUGUGGAACAGCCUAAUCAAGUCAACUAUGGAAACAUCUGCACAGGAUUGGAGGUGCUGAGUUUCUUGCUGACUGUUCUCCAGUCUCCAGCCAUCCUUAGUAGCUUCAAACCCCUGCAGCGUGGGAUUGCUGCCUGUAUGACGUGUGGGAACACCAAAGUUUUGCGAGCCGUACAUAGCCUUCUCUCGCGCCUGAUGAGUAUUUUCCCAACAGAGCCAAGUACUUCCAGUGUGGCCUCCAAGCACGAGGAGUUGGAGUGCCUCUAUGCUGCCGUUGGAAAGGUCAUCUAUGAGGGACUUACCAACUAUGAGAAGGCCACCAGUGCGAACCCCUCUCAGCUCUUUGGGACCCUUAUGAUCCUCAAAUCAGCCUGCAGCAACAACCCAAGUUACAUAGACAGACUGAUCUCAGUCUUCAUGCGUUCCCUCCAGAAGAUGGUCCGAGAGCACUUAAACCCACAGGCUGCAUCAGGCAGCACAGAAGCAACCUCAGGAACUAGUGAGCUGGUGAUGCUAAGUCUGGAACUGGUGAAAACACGUCUGGCUGUGAUGAGCAUGGAGAUGAGGAAGAAUUUUAUUCAGGCCAUCCUAACCUCCCUUAUUGAGAAAUCAUCAGAUGCCAAAAUCCUCCGGGCUGUGGUUAAAAUUGUGGAAGAAUGGGUUAAAAAUAAUUCUCCAAUGGCAGCCAAUCAGACACCUACCCUCCGGGAGAAGUCCAUUUUGCUUGUGAAAAUGAUGACUUACAUAGAAAAACGCUUUCCAGAAGACCUUGAAUUAAAUGCCCAGUUUUUAGACCUCGUUAACUAUGUCUACAGGGAUGAGACACUGUCAGGUAGUGAGCUGACUGCAAAACUGGAGCCUGCCUUUCUCUCUGGGCUGCGUUGUGCCCAGCCGCUCAUCAGGGCAAAAUUUUUUGAGGUUUUUGACAACUCCAUGAAACGCCGGGUCUAUGAGCGCCUGCUUUAUGUGACUUGUUCCCAGAAUUGGGAAGCCAUGGGUAACCACUUUUGGAUCAAGCAGUGCAUUGAGCUUCUCUUGGCAGUUUGUGAGAAGGGCACUCCCAUUGGUACCAGCUGCCAAGGAGCUAUGCUCCCAUCCAUCACCAACGUCAUCAACCUGGCUGACAGCCAUGACCGAGCAGCCUUCGCCAUGGUCACUCAUGUCAAACAGGAACCCCGGGAGCGAGAGAACAGCGAGUCCAAAGAGGAGGAUGUGGAGAUCGAUAUUGAACUAGCUCCUGGAGAUCAAACUAGCACCCCCAAAACCAAAGAACUUUCUGAGAAGGACAUUGGAAACCAGCUGCACAUGUUAACCAACAGACAUGACAAAUUUCUCGAUACUCUCCGGGAAGUAAAGACUGGAGCACUGCUCAGCGCUUUUGUCCAGCUGUGUCACAUUUCCACAACACUGGCAGAAAAGACAUGGGUCCAGCUUUUUCCUAGAUUGUGGAAAAUUCUGUCUGACAGACAGCAGCAUGCCCUUGCAGGUGAGAUCAGUCCCUUCCUGUGCAGCGGCAGUCACCAGGUGCAGCGCGAUUGCCAGCCCAGCGCUCUGAACUGCUUUGUGGAAGCCAUGUCCCAGUGCGUCCCUCCAAUUCCCAUCAGACCCUGCGUCCUGAAGUACUUGGGGAAAACACACAACCUUUGGUUCCGCUCCACAUUAAUGCUGGAGCAUCAAGCUUUUGAAAAAGGUCUGAGUCUACAGAUUAAGCCAAAGCAGACGACAGAAUUUUAUGAGCAGGAGAGUAUAACUCCACCUCAGCAGGAGAUACUGGAUUCCCUUGCUGAGCUUUACUCUUUAUUACAAGAGGAAGAUAUGUGGGCUGGCUUAUGGCAGAAGCGGUGCAAGUAUUCUGAGACAGCAACUGCCAUUGCUUAUGAGCAGCAUGGAUUCUUUGAGCAGGCACAAGAAUCCUAUGAAAAGGCAAUGGAUAAAGCCAAAAAAGAACAUGAGAGGAGUAAUGCAUCGCCUGCUAUUUUCCCAGAAUACCAGCUUUGGGAGGACCACUGGAUUCGGUGCUCGAAGGAAUUGAACCAGUGGGAAGCCUUGACAGAAUACGGCCAGUCCAAAGGUCAUAUAAACCCAUAUCUCGUCCUGGAAUGUGCUUGGCGGGUGUCCAACUGGACUGCCAUGAAGGAGGCAUUGGUGCAGGUAGAAGUAAGUUGUCCAAAGGAGAUGGCUUGGAAGGUCAACAUGUACCGAGGAUACCUGGCUAUCUGCCACCCUGAAGAGCAGCAGCUCAGCUUCAUCGAACGCCUGGUCGAAAUGGCUAGCAGCCUGGCCAUCCGUGAGUGGCGGCGACUGCCCCAUGUGGUGUCACAUGUGCACACACCUCUUCUCCAGGCAGCCCAGCAAAUCAUUGAACUUCAAGAAGCUGCACAAAUAAAUGCAGGCUUACAGCCGACCAACCUAGGAAGGAACAACAGCCUGCAUGACAUGAAGACGGUGGUGAAGACCUGGAGGAACAGGCUGCCCAUUGUGUCUGACGACUUGUCCCACUGGAGCAGCGUCUUCAUGUGGAGACAGCAUCAUUACCAGGCCAUUGUAACUGCAUAUGAAAAUAGUUCUCAGCAUGAUCCAAGUUCAAAUAAUGCCAUGCUUGGAGUUCAUGCAUCAGCUUCAGCAAUUAUUCAGUAUGGAAAAAUUGCCCGAAAACAAGGAUUAGUCAACGUAGCUUUGGAUAUAUUAAGUCGUAUUCAUACUAUCCCAACUGUUCCUAUUGUGGAUUGCUUCCAGAAGAUUCGACAGCAAGUCAAAUGUUACCUGCAACUGGCAGGAGUCAUGGGGAAAAACGAGUGUAUGCAGGGCCUUGAAGUUAUUGAAUCUACAAAUUUAAAAUACUUUACAAAAGAGAUGACAGCUGAAUUUUAUGCACUGAAGGGGAUGUUCCUGGCUCAGAUCAACAAAUCUGAAGAAGCAAAUAAAGCCUUUUCUGCAGCUGUGCAAAUGCAUGAUGUGCUGGUGAAAGCAUGGGCAAUGUGGGGCGAUUACCUAGAGAACAUCUUUGUGAAGGAACGGCAACUGCAUCUUGGAGUGUCUGCUAUCACCUGUUACCUGCACGCUUGCCGGCAUCAGAAUGAAAGCAAAUCAAGGAAAUACUUAGCCAAGGUGCUGUGGCUUUUGAGUUUUGAUGAUGAUAAAAAUACUUUGGCAGAUGCUGUUGACAAAUACUGCAUCGGCGUGCCUCCCAUCCAGUGGCUGGCCUGGAUCCCACAGCUACUCACUUGCUUGGUUGGCUCCGAAGGAAAGCUGCUUUUGAAUCUUAUUAGCCAGGUUGGACGAGUGUAUCCCCAAGCAGUCUACUUUCCCAUCCGGACCCUGUACCUGACUCUGAAAAUAGAGCAGCGGGAACGCUACAAGAGUGAUCCAGGGCCCAUUAGAGCAACAGCACCCAUGUGGCGCUGCAGCCGAAUCAUGCACAUGCAGCGGGAACUCCACCCAACCCUUCUGUCUUCUCUGGAAGGCAUCGUCGAUCAGAUGGUCUGGUUCAGAGAAAACUGGCACGAAGAGGUUCUCAGGCAGCUUCAACAGGGCCUGGCAAAAUGUUACUCGGUUGCAUUUGAGAAAAGUGGAGCUGUAUCUGAUGCCAAAAUUACCCCCCACACCCUCAAUUUUGUUAAGAAGUUGGUGAGCACUUUUGGGGUGGGCCUGGAGAACGUGUCCAACGUCUCAACUAUGUUCUCCAGUGCAGCCUCCGAGUCUCUAGCCAGGCGGGCGCAGGCCACUGCUCAGGACCCUGUCUUCCAGAAGCUGAAGGGCCAGUUCACAACUGAUUUUGACUUCAGUGUUCCAGGAUCCAUGAAACUUCAUAAUCUCAUUUCUAAAUUGAAAAAGUGGAUCAAAAUCCUAGAGGCUAAAACCAAGCAACUUCCAAAAUUCUUCCUCAUAGAAGAAAAGUGCCGGUUUUUGAGCAAUUUCUCAGCACAGACAGCUGAAGUAGAAAUUCCUGGGGAAUUUCUGAUGCCAAAGCCUACACAUUAUUAUAUCAAGAUUGCUCGGUUUAUGCCCAGGGUAGAAAUUGUACAGAAGCACAACACUGCGGCCAGGAGACUGUACAUACGCGGACACAACGGCAAGAUCUACCCCUACCUUGUCAUGAAUGAUGCCUGCCUGACUGAGUCACGGAGGGAGGAGCGUGUGCUGCAGCUGCUUCGCCUGCUAAACCCCUGUUUGGAGAAGAGAAAGGAAACCACAAAGAGACAUUUAUUUUUCACAGUACCACGAGUUGUGGCGGUAUCGCCACAGAUGCGCCUUGUGGAAGACAAUCCCUCCUCCCUCUCCCUGGUGGAGAUCUACAAACAGCGCUGUGCCAAGAAGGGCAUUGAGCACGACAACCCCAUCUCCCGGUACUAUGACAGACUGGCCACAGUGCAGGCUCGAGGGACCCAAGCCAGCCACCAGGUCCUUCGUGAUAUCCUCAAGGAAGUUCAGAGUAACAUGGUACCACGCAGCAUGCUUAAAGAGUGGGCCUUGCACACCUUUCCCAACGCCACAGACUACUGGACCUUUCGGAAGAUGUUCACCAUCCAGCUGGCACUGAUUGGCUUUGCGGAAUUCGUCUUGCAUUUAAAUAGACUCAACCCUGAGAUGCUGCAGAUCGCUCAGGACACAGGCAAACUGAAUGUUGCCUACUUUCGAUUUGAUAUAAAUGAUGCAACCGGAGACUUAGAUGCCAACCGUCCUGUCCCUUUCCGCCUCACACCCAACAUUUCAGAAUUUCUGACCACCAUUGGUGUCUCUGGCCCAUUGACUGCCUCCAUGAUUGCAGUCGCCCGGUGCUUUGCCCAGCCAAACUUCAAGGUGGACGGCAUUCUGAAGACUGUGCUUCGAGAUGAAAUCAUUGCUUGGCAUAAAAAAACACAGGAAGACACUUCCUCUCCUCUCUCGGCUGCCGGGCAACCUGAGAACAUGGACAGCCAACAACUGGUGUCCCUGGUCCAGAAAGCCGUCACUGCCAUCAUGACCCGCCUGCACAACCUCGCUCAGUUUGAAGGUGGGGAGAGCAAAGUAAACACUUUGGUGGCUGCUGCAAACAGCCUGGACAACCUGUGCCGCAUGGACCCUGCCUGGCACCCGUGGCUGUGACCACAGCUCCUCCCGCCACCCAGAAUGUGAAGGGUGCCUCUCGAAUGCUGAGUCCAUGCCUUUAUGGCUCCUCUCUGCCUUGUUCAUUUUAUUACAAAGGUCAUGCAGUUUGACUGGGCUGCAGUUAUCUUCCUGGUAGUUUGUGUGUGAAAGAGGGUGAAUUUUAUUUUAGAAGGAGCUGAACUAUGAGAGUGAGGCCAUUAGAAAUGGCAGAGCUGAAACUGUCAAUUUUUAAAUAACCUUUUAAGAAACCAGGAUUCCUAGUCUGGAAUUUCUUUGUGAAUUCUUUUUUACUGUACUCCUCUCUAUGUGAAUGUACAGAUUGAAUUUAGAGAACAAUUCCUCUUGUCCUUUUUUAACUCUUUACAAGUGACACUUCACAGGAGCGUCGUGGUUCUGAAUGGACCUUCACGCAGCGUCCAGGGAGCCCGCAUGGUUAGAAACAGGACUUAGCAGACAAGCCGAGCCGAGGCUCCCCUAAGCACAAGCUUCCAUGCUGUAAAAGACCAGCUCUGGGAAGCUCCUGAGCAUUUGACGUGCAUCAGAAGAGCCUCGUCUCCUGCUGGGGAAGUCGUUUGUUGUACAUUCAGAGUUGGAUUCAACUGGGAGAAAACAACUGUGAAAGUUGGCAGGUGAAUCUUACGCUUUUUAUCAGCUAGCUCUUUGGAUGUCUUCUAGACAUUGUACCUUUAAAAAGAAAAAAAAGACCUACUUUUUCCUUCCUAACUUAAAAAGAAACAGCAACGAAUGUUUCUGUUAACUCCAGUCUGUUGAUGUUCACAUUUUUAUAAAUAUGAGCAUUGAGAAUGUUCUGUCUAAAUUUGUACAGUGUGAUUUUUUUAGAAUAAAUAUUUUGUAAAAGGAAGUGUUGUCCUUUAUUUUGGC